AUGCUGGCCUCAUUUUCGCGACCACAACGGCAACCUCUCCGAGUGUUGAUAGACUCCUCGUUUCCUCUACCUUAUCGUUCGACCUCCCCUGAACCUACAUCUUCUCUUUCAUCCGAAUCCAGUUUAACGACAUCGGAUCUGACGCCCAGCACAGGCGACCCGGAGGGGUUCAUCUGCAACGUGAUAUGUAUGUUUGACUUCGAGUCAGACGAUCCAGAUCAUCUCUCGUUCACUCGCAGUGAGAUUCUCACCGUUGUGAAGAUGGAGGAUUCAGGCUGGUGGGCUGCUAUGCGUCCCGAGGGGGACCGUCUCGGGUGGAUUCCAAGCUCUUUCGUAGAGCGUCUCACAGAAACAGCCGUAGAAGAGCCGGAUAGAGGACUCUCUGAUUCGGAAUGUAUACAACUCGGGGACAUAUUGAAUUCUAUGUCAGAUGUGGCGAAGCCCCUGUUGCUACCCAGUAACCAGUUGCGUCGUGAGGAUUCACGAAGGAGCAACCAAAUUUAUGACUCUUUCUUCAGCUUGCCUGAUGAUGAACCGCCGCCACACGGUUUAACCCGUUCUUCCCCUUAUCCUUUGCACAGCAUGUCACAACCCUUGGUCACUCCGCCCAGUCCAGUGUCCGAAGUUCCUCAUAAACCACCCGGAAACCUCGACAACCUACAAUUGUCAUGCUUCAGUAUUGAUUCAGAGCGCUCUCUUCCAUCAUCACCUUAUCCCCGUCGCCCCCGUCGUCUAGCGGUGCUUGUUAAUGACCACGAAUCCUUGUCGUGCCUUUCUGCUAUGAUCGACAGGGAACAUUCGCCUAGUUUCCAUGCCCUUGACAGUCCGCAUGUGAAAGAGACGUUUGACUUAUUCAACAGGAGGUGCACGGGAAGUUGA
Suillus subalutaceus is the source of this 879-nucleotide messenger RNA. RefSeq lists its product as uncharacterized. The record is from RefSeq and is a predicted model, not a curated record. Lineage: Eukaryota; Fungi; Basidiomycota; Agaricomycetes; Boletales; Suillaceae. The transcript has 3 exons. Gene Ontology annotation, molecular function: protein binding. The coding region runs from base 1 to 879 and encodes 292 amino acids.